AUGGAGUAUCUCAGUCGUGAUGCACGUCAAAUAAUGAUUGUAGCUGGUACAAUCAUGUUUUUACUUGGUUCAAUUGGAAAUAUUUUAAAUAUUUAUGUAUUUGCAAUAUGGUCUCGUUCUCGAACAGCACUAGCUGAGCGUCAUGCUGUUAGUGAAACAAAUAAUGGUCCAUUAUAUUUACUUGUAUCAUCUAUAGCCAAUUUAAUCGUAAUUCUUUAUCCAUUUUUAACUCGAAUUAUAUUUGAUGGUUAUAAUUAUUUAGUAACACCAAAUACUGGUUUAUUUUUAUGUAAAUUACGAUUUUAUACUUUACAUACAUUUGAUUUAAUAUCAUUAACAUCUUUUUGUAUGGCUACAUUUGAUCGAUAUUUAAUAACAGCACGAGAUGUUCAUAUACGUCGUAUGAGUACAACAAGACAGCGAACAAAACAAAUUAUUUUAGCUAUUGUUAUUAUAUUUAGUUUACAUAAUAUACCUAUUGCUGUUUAUUUUCAAGUUUCACAAACUGGUCAUUGUGACAUAAGUUCAAAUGGAUAUUCACGUUAUUAUUUAUAUGUAUGUCAAGUAUUAUUUCAUGGUAUACUACCUAUUAUAUUUCUUUCAAUAUUUGGUCCAUUAACAUUAAAGCAUUUGAAAAAACUUCAAUGUCGAACACAUAUUCAUCAUCAUUCAAAGCAUGAUAAACAAUUAUCUUUUAUGCUUUUCUUAAUGUCUUUUACAAUCGUAAUGUCAUCAAUUCCAUAUUGUAUUGAACAGGUUUAUUAUGAUAUAUUUUCGAGUUAUGAUCCUGAAAAAUCAUCUCUGGUUUUCCUUUUACAUGUUAUUUCUACAAUUUUAUUUUAUACACAUUCAGUAUCAAGUUUUUAUGUUUAUUUUAUUUCAACAAAGAAAUUUCGUCAUCAAAUACAAAAAUUAAUUCGAUGUAAUAGACAUAAUCGUGUUUUGUUUCAUAACCAUAUACAAGCAAUAACAAUUCCACAUAAUAUUCAUUAA
Molecule: messenger RNA, 993 nt
Organism: Rotaria sp. Silwood2
Lineage: Eukaryota; Metazoa; Rotifera; Eurotatoria; Philodinida; Philodinidae
Source: the annotation of a GenBank genome assembly